Molecule: messenger RNA, 2277 nt
Organism: Beauveria bassiana ARSEF 2860
Lineage: Eukaryota; Fungi; Ascomycota; Sordariomycetes; Hypocreales; Cordycipitaceae
Product: fungal specific transcription factor
Exons: 4
Coding region: 1-2277 (758 amino acids)
Biological process (GO): regulation of DNA-templated transcription; DNA-templated transcription
Cellular component (GO): nucleus
Molecular function (GO): DNA-binding transcription factor activity, RNA polymerase II-specific; zinc ion binding; DNA binding
Source: RefSeq, a predicted model, not a curated record
AUGGCCGAUAUGAUUGGAUUAAUGGUCGAGUCGCGCCCGCCAACGAGAAAGAGGAGACGAGUCGUCAUUUCUUGCUUCGAAUGCCACCGGCGCAAGCAAAAGUGCGAUAGAGAACUACCAUGCGGAAACUGCAUCGCUCGCAAUCGAGAAGCGAGCUGCGCCUACGAGGCCGCUGCGCCGACAUCAAAGAACCUUAAGGAAGUCGGCGACGUAUCGACAAACUCGUCCGACGGAUCGCAUACCACGGCGCGCACUUCGCCCAGCCAGCAGGCCACCGAUCGUUGUCACAGCACCGGCGACGACCCGACGCUGUCCUCCAUGGCCGCGGCGCUGGGCUACUCGCAAACGCGGCCCUCGACGCUGAGCCUCCUACGCACAAUUGAAACCGCCGACCAGCAGCCCGGCCCCGGAGGUCGCACAUCAUCAUCACAUCAUCAAACCGCCGCCGCGGAGAGUGAGCUGGCUCCGAUCCGCGAAAAAUACAAGGGCCUCGUGCGGCAACUCCCCGCCAAAACGUACGUGGACCGGCUGGUCGGCAUGUACUUCAAGGACUUGCACCACCAGUAUAAUUUUCUCGACCAGAGCAUCUUCUACGAGCAGCUUGAAGAGUGGAACCGAUUACCGUUUGCGUUGCUAUCGACGCCCGAGCGAUUGCCGCUACGGAUGCGCUUCUUCCCCGCGCUGCUGUUCCAAAUUCUCGCCACGGCGUUGCUGCUACUGCCGCCGCCGGGCACCCCAGAUCCCGUCUUUGACGCGCUCAAGUACGCAGGCGGCAUGACGUUUGAGAACCUGGCGACGGAUUAUAGCGAUUCGGGUGCGGCGAUUGUAAAUUUGUUCGGCAAGAGCGCGCUCGACGAGGUAACGGUGCAGGCGCAGUUUAUACGAGCACUGUUUCAAAAAUAUACGGCUCAUGUAAUUGAGUGUUGGCAUGGCAUUGCAGCGGCGAUUCGCGAUGCUCAGGAACUGGGCAUGCACCGCGAUGCUCUAGAUCCGAAACCCGAAGACUCGAGUGUGGAGAGCAUACUCAAAAACCAGUGGCGUAUUUUGCAUAGAAGGAAGAUGUACAUGAUGCUAGUGACCUGGGACGCCAACAUGGCCGUCUUCCUAGGCCGUCCGGGCAGCGUCGUCUGGUCCCACGGGCUCCCCUCGCUACCGACCGACGCGUCGACCCCGACUGACUUCUCCAAGAUGCCGGUCGAGCCGCGUGACGAUGCGGUUGAGCCGCCCACGCUCAUCACCCGCCAGCUCCUCCUCUUCAAGCUGGUCGAACCGCUGCGGCUCGUCCUCGACCUCGAGCCCGACGGCUCGCACCCCAAGGACUUCUCCAAAGUCGACCACGUGCACCAAAUCAUGCGCACCGUCCACUCCGAAGUGCCGGCCGCGUUUCGCCUCGCCAACCCGGACCGCCGCUGGGACGAGCACCCCACAUGCGCGCCCUGGAUUCAUCAGACACGGUUGCACAUGGAACAGAUGUACUACUUUGGCGUCAUGGCGCUGCACCGGCCCUACAUCUUUCACCGGCGCGCGAGUCGCGAGGCGGCGCUGCGCGCGGCUGUCGACAUGCUCGGCAUUCAGCGCCAGACGUUUGACAGGCUGCCGCUGGUUCAGUGGCGCGGCUUCCACCUCUUCUUUGGAAGCUUUGACGCCGUCGUCGUCGUCGCGAGCAUCUUUAUCCUGUUCCCGCGCGAGAAUCCCGGGCUGCGCGACAGCGCGGUACGGCGGUUCCACUGGACAAUUGCCAAGUUUGAGGCAAUUCGCGAGCACAAUGCGGUGGCGCGCGCCGCGCAGGGCGUGCUGAAUGCCAUUCAGGCGCGCUUCAUCAAAGCUGUCGGCAGCUCGGUGCCCGGGCCGAGCCCCGACGCGGAAGCGCCGCUGGAUGAGCCGACGCCGCCAGACCAGACGGCAGACGGCAACCGAGCAGGUUUGGUCAUGAGCAGCAACACGUCGACGAAUGGUCUGUCGCUGGGCAUCUCGACGAGCGAUGAGGACAGCGCGGCGGGAUCGUGGGCCAACGACGUGAACGCGUGGUCGCUUCCCGAAGAGAGUCUGUCCGCGCUGGCGCCCAUCUACCCCACGUCGGAUCUGGUCUUCAACGACCUGGUCGCCAAAUACGGCGAGUCGGACCUGGAAGGCUGCGCAUUGGGCCUGAUCGGCACGCAGCAGCAGCAAGCGCCAGGUGACGGGUUUGGCAUGUCGUGCCAGUUUGACGGAGACUUUGCGGUGGACAAUACGUUUUGGCAGUUUAUGAAUCAGUUCAACCCAGAAUUUACGGGUUGA